AUGGUAGACAAAAAAGUCACAUGGCUUGGAAGAUAUAGAGUUGCAACAGCAUUAAUACUUGGAGCAUUAGAACUUGCAUAUGUAGUAGCUUUGACUUUGAUUCUAUUAUCUAAUGAAAAUGACUGCGACAUGCCAAUACGACUUUGGCUUCAAGUUUUAUUGUCAGUCUUCUGUUUCCAUUUGAUCUUGCUGGUUGCUGCAGAAAUUAGCACUCCUCAUUGCUCUUAUCAUCUCUCGAAUUCGCUUAGUUUAUUUUCAGCCUCUUUAAAUGCAAUCCUUGGAACUUUUAUGGUAGUGUGGUUUAUUUUAGGAAAUAUUUGGUAUUAUAGUGCAAACAGCUCAUGCAAAGAUGACUUUUAUGAGGGUUAUAUGGCUACUUUUGUGAUUUUAAUUGUUUAUUAUGUAUUUCUGGCAUCGGCAUGCUGCAUGGGGUGCUUACUGAUUAUUUUGAUUAGCCUUGGCAGUGGAAUCACUAGUAAAGCAGCUGAUUAUUAA
This is a messenger RNA of Blepharisma stoltei, 495 nucleotides long. The record is from the annotation of a GenBank genome assembly. NCBI's taxonomy places the organism in Eukaryota, Ciliophora, Heterotrichea, Heterotrichida, Blepharismidae.